AUGGCGGCGCCCGGGUGCCACGUGGGGACCGGGGGGGGGCGGGAGGGGGAGGAAGAGAACGGGGAAGAGGAAGAGGAAGAGGAAGAGGAAGAGGAAGAGGAAGAGGAAGAGGAAGAGGAAGAGGAAGAGGAAGAGGAAGAGGAGCAAGGAGAGGAAGCAGAAGCGGCGCUGCGGGCCGUGUUCCCCCGGGACCCCGAGCUCUUCGCCGAGACCUUCCCGGAGCGGCGCCGGUUCCGGCUGUGCGGGCGCGUCCUGCACAUCGCGGAGCACCACGGGCCGCGGCUCGGGCUCGCCGGGGCCGUCUGGGAGGCGGCCCUGUCCCUGUGCCGGUUCCUGGGCGAGCAGAACCUGGAGCUGGCGGGGCGGCGGGUGCUGGAGCUGGGCGCCGGUACCGGCAUCGUGGGCAUCUUCGCUGCCAUGCUGGGGGCCGAGGUGACGCUCACGGACCGGCCGCCGGCGCUGCCGCAGCUCCGGGAGAACGCGCGGCUCAACUUCCCGGGGAGCGCGGCGGGGCCCCGGGUGCGGGCGCUGCGCUGGGGCCGCGACCAGCGCCGCUUCCCGCCCAAGUUCCACCUCAUCCUGGGCUCCGACAUCGUGUACGACCCCCGCUCCUUCGCCCCGCUGCUGAGCACCCUCCGGCACCUGCUGGUGCCGCCGGCCCAGGCGCUGCUCAGCGCCCGCCUGCGCGGCGGCGAGGCCGGGGCCGCCCGCUUCUUCCGGCAGCUGCUGCCGCCCUUCUUCGCGGUGCGGCUGCUGCGGCGGGAGCCCGAGCGGGACAUCGAGAUCUACGCGGUCACCCCGCGGGACAGAGCCCCUUUGGAGCAGGACAGGCCCGGGCUGGGGUCCCUCACACCGCGGGACGGAGCCCCGGAGCGGGGCGGACCCGGGCUGGGCUCUCUGACCCCGCGGGAUGGAGCCCCGGAGCGGGACUGGCCUGGGUUGGGGUCCCUCACACCGCGGGACGGAGCCCCUUUGGAGCUGGACAGGCCCGGGCUGGGCUCUCUGACCCCGCAGGACGGAGCCCCGGAGCGGGACAGGCCCGGGCUGGGGUCUCUCACCGGGGAUUAAAUGGUGCGAGGGUCGCAG
Melospiza melodia melodia is the source of this 1086-nucleotide messenger RNA. RefSeq names its product EEF1A lysine methyltransferase 3-like. Lineage: Eukaryota; Metazoa; Chordata; Aves; Passeriformes; Passerellidae. Bases 1 to 1068 code for a protein of 355 amino acids. Gene Ontology annotation, cellular component: cytoplasm; cytosol. Gene Ontology annotation, molecular function: protein-lysine N-methyltransferase activity. The transcript is spliced from 3 exons. The record is from RefSeq and is a predicted model, not a curated record. Gene Ontology annotation, biological process: peptidyl-lysine methylation.